Molecule: messenger RNA, 1548 nt
Organism: Effrenium voratum
Lineage: Eukaryota; Dinophyceae; Suessiales; Symbiodiniaceae
Source: the annotation of a GenBank genome assembly
AUGUCUGCUCCUUUGUUGCUUGGCCCUCAUGGCUUGCUGGAGCUGGCAGAGAGUGGAGGUCAAGACAAGAAUCCGGUCUGCGCUCUUGGACGCCGCUACGCCUUACAAGCGUGCGCUCGCUUUCUAGACCUUCACGGCUCCGGCCGUGCUGCUUUGGCGCUGCUGGGGCGCCGUGCGGGCCGCGUGGCCGACGCCUGUCUAAAUAUUUUUCGAAAUGAUGUCGACAACAAGGCUGGCUUGAAUGCCUUGUACUGCAUGCUGAAUGCUUUGGAGGUCCCAAACGUGCCGCUCCCUGCGGAUGCCCUGGGCGACGAGCUGCUGCGGGAGCUGAAGCUGCGGCACUCCAGGCUCACGGCGGGGCAGAGCUCCGCCCUGCACAAGGUGUUGGCGGUCUUGGCAGAUGCCAGGGCAGCCAGAGGUGCAGUUCAGGGCCAGGGAGCGUUUGGCCUCGUUCCAGAGCUUCGAACUCGACUUCUUGGCACGUUGGAGCGCGAGGCCAACAGCAGCAAGCCCACGCUGGAGUUAGUGGCUGGCUUGCUGGAGGCAUGCGCCGUGAUGUUGCGACGCCAUGCAGACCAGUUCAACGAAGAGGAGCUUUGCAGGCUCUACAACGUCGCCUCCUCCAUAGCACUUGUGGAGGUGGGCGCCUCACGGCUCGGACCACGUAGGGCAGCGCUGCGAUUGUUUCAGGAUCAUGCCUUCGUGUUCCGGCGCUUCUUCGCUACCGAGGCUCAGAAGAGCCUCAAAGAGAUGGAGGCCAAAGCAGCAGGGGAGGUGCGAAUUCCGGAUUCCUCCUUGCUCGGCAAAAUGCUUGCCUCCACAGCAGCUCCGCAAGCCGACGUGGCCGCUGCUGGCCGGGGCAUGCUGGAUGCGGUCCUGCGGGCGCUCAGCGACGGUGUGCUCUCUGACUUGGGUGAGACAGCCCAGAAGGCGCCGGCCACCAGAAAGCGGCCUUUGGAAGAUGAUUUGGAGGUUCAAGACCUGCCACCAGAAGCCGCAGUGGUGAGAGGAUGGUACCCACACUUUCUGGAGAUGGUGCAGAGCUCGAACAGCACUCGCUUGACGGGUGCUCGCUGCCUUGGGGCGCUGGUGCCGGCUGUGGCGCGCCUCGAGGGUGCAGCCGUGGUGCUCGAAUUCCUGGAGGUGAUUCUGGACGCGGCCGAAGCAGCAGCUUUGCCAGCUGGGCUGGAAGAAGAGGAGGCGGAAGAGGAUGCUGAGACGGCUGCUGGGUCAACUUCUACCGCCCCUCCUUCAGGAUCGCCGCCCACACGCCUGACUCCUUCUGCCUUGCCAGAGCUAGCAGAGGCUCUUGCCCGCGCCAUUCCCGCUGUGUCGAGAUGGCUCACUGGCACCCAGUGGCUCCGCCUCCUUUCGGUUGGGGUGCAGCUCUUGCGUGGCUUUGGCCGUGCUUUCACCAAGAAGCGGCCACUGGUGGCGCGCGCCGUCUCGAAACUGCUCGGCGUGUUCAGAGGCUGCAGUCACGAGCGGGAGGACAGCUGUGGGCUUAGAAGCCCUGCCUCGCGCUGCAAGUGCACAACACGAGCCUGA